Radiomyces spectabilis is the source of this 1467-nucleotide messenger RNA. RefSeq lists its product as uncharacterized. Bases 1 to 1467 code for a protein of 488 amino acids. The transcript is spliced from 2 exons. Lineage: Eukaryota; Fungi; Mucoromycota; Mucoromycetes; Mucorales; Radiomycetaceae. The record is from RefSeq and is a predicted model, not a curated record.
AUGCUAUUGAAGAAGCAGAUUCUUUUACUUCCCUCCGCCGUUCUUUGUGUCGCCGUCUUUUUGCAAGGUGCCGUCGCAAGAGGCGCCGUGGAGGAUAUCACCAACUGGACCAAAGACCAAGCUGCCGCUUAUCUGGACAAAUACAAUAUCGCUUACGAUAAAUCCUCGGAUGACACGUCUUUACUCGAUACUGUAAAGCAAUACCGUGAUGCUGCUGCUUACAAUGCGCAGAUCUUUGGUGACAAGAUUGAUCGUUUGCUGGAUGGUCUCAAAAUCAAGCUCCAAAAGCAGUAUAACCUCGCCGACAACAAUCUUCAAGGCUUGAUGGACGCGCUCCAACACGACUUGCGUCAACUCGAGUUACACAACGAACUUACCAAAGAGCGUGUGAAGCAGUCUUUAGAUAAGCUCCAUCAUCGUGUUGUCAAGCAAAAGUAUGUUUCCGAAGCCCAAUGGAAGGAGAUCGCCAAUGAUUUGGAAUCCUCCUUCGAAUCUCAGACCUGGUACCAGAAGUUCUUGGGCAAGCAGCCGACCUUUAGCGGCCAGGAUGACGCCUACCACACCUGGUUGAACAGCAUCGCAAACCGUCUCGAGAAAAACAAAGAUUUGACAAAAGAACAAGUUCAGAGCGUUCUCGACACCGUUCGUGAAGGUGUGACCUCCAUCUCCGAUGUGUCCAAGGUCGGUAACCCUGCAUGGUGGAAGCAGAUCCAAUCCAAGCUCGAACACAAGGCCAAAUUGACCGAAGAACAAGCCAAGUCCGUGGCCACCUCGAUCGGCCCCGAUAUCAAUGCCUACAAGAUCUUCGCCAUGGAAUACGCCGGUUACACCUACGAUCAAUCUCAGCAGAUGUUGGCUAUCUUCAUGGACAAGCUCAAGGAAUCUGGCCAGCUUACUCAGCAAAAAAUGAACGAAAUUAUGAAGGGUGUUGAAAACAGCCUGCGUCAAUUGUGGCCUGGCGGUAUUACCGAUCCUACUGAGCACGGUGCUUUCGCUACCAUCAAAUCGGCUGCUUCCUCCAUUACCGCUGACUGGGAUGCUUCCAGCAGCUCAGCCGCCUAUUCCAGCUCUAUCGAAUCCGUGAAAUCGGCCGCUUCCAGUGACUUUGCUUCCGCUACUGAUGUCGCCGGUGCUUCCAUUACUUCCGCCAUGUCUCAUGCCGCUCAAGCCACCAACGACUGGAAGUCUUCCUUUGCUCACAGCUGGCGCGAUAAGGAACGCCAGGCUUACAAGAAGAUCGGAUACACCGAAGCUCACAUUGACUGGAUCUUCAACUACUUGCAUAAGUCCUUCAACGACAAGAAGUCGUUUGCCAAGCACAACGUCGACCGUGUUCUCAAUGGUAUCCGUGACUAUCUCCACAGCGCCAAGGUGCAAUCUUCCACUCAAAUCGAACAUCAAAUCAACCACAUCGAAAAGAUGUUGGAAGCUUUCAAGACCCACUUACCUUACCGUGACGAGUUGUAA